UGCUGUCCCAGAGGGCAGCUCCGACGCUUAGGAAUCACUUGACUUAACUCAGCUGCACUGUUUUCUUCUCGUGUGUGAUGACUAGCAGCCCUCUCUGAGUACUCGGGGCGUUAGAUUUCAUGUCAGCAGAAGGAAUCAAAAAGGCCCAGGCUGUAGUCUGUGGCAAACAGUUACUGUGUAGGAUUUUACACUUUAAGGGGGAAAUUCUUCAACAUGCUUUGAACUGAAACAAGAGUUUUGUAUUUUUAUCCAAGUGCAUCGGCAUCUUUUUCUGUGGGGGCAGUCACAGCGGGGAAUGUUUAUUUUCAGAAUCACCACCAGGAAACACUCGGAAAUGCGUUAGAGAAGUACAUGCUUUACACCGAGGACAGGAUCCACACGCACCUCUGAGGCUCCGGGUGUCCCGUGGAGACCAGCAGGGGACUGGCGGGGAAGGAGGUGCCCCAGGGACACCGGAGCCGUGGGGAUCCCGCCAGGACCAUGUCUGCCGUGCACAGAGGCGGCGGCGGCCACCUGCCUCGCGGGGCGCACACCUGCAGCCUGAGACCAGAAAAAUCUGUCAUUGCUCAACCAAUAUUUGUUUUUGAAAAGAGAGAGCAAGCUUUUAAGAGACCCGUGGGGGAGACCCUGCACGAAGCAACAGAACCUGAAUGUAAUGGCUUUUCAAGAAAGCGCAUGCGGUCUUCAUCCUUUUCUUUGGAAACUGCAGAUUCGCAGUCCCAAGGAGUGAAGAAAAACAAUGUUUUUAUGACACCAAUUCUUGUGCAAAGGAAUGUUGGCAUGAACAGUGCAGAACAAAGUCCUUUGAAACAUUCUGAACAUGUUUUAAGACCUGCUAUUUUGCAGCCACCUCAAGCUCAAAGGCGCGAAAAAGUAAGACACAAUGCAUGGGAGCACUGCAAGACUAAAGAAAAAACAAAAAACAAAAUUUCUGAGAAGAACUCCUGUUUGCUAAAUGAAAAUUUGCCAAGUGCUGGAAUUUCAACCCAGCUGUCUACCAACCAGACUCUUUUGGGGGCCGCAUCAGUAGGGUGUCAACCACAUGAAGAUAAGUAUUCUUUUAAAAGCUGCAGUUCUGACUUCGUAUUUGGAGAAAACAUGGUAGAAAGAGUUUUGGGUAUGCAGAAACUCACCCAGCCUCAACUUGAAAAUGAUUCCCAAGCCAAGGAAAAGCCAUUCAAAUACACUCUAAGAUUUCCUAUCAACUCUCCAAACUCAAGAACAGAUGCUAUUAAAAAUAUAUCCCUGAUUGAAUCAGCUGCUGCGCUCUCUUCCAAAUCAUCCCCGAAAUGCUUGCUGAAGAAAAUUGAUGUAAUAACAGGGGAGGAAGCAGAAUAUAAUGUGUUAAAGAUCAACUGCAAGCUUUUCGUGUUCAACAAAACCACCCCGUCCUGGACUGAGAGGGGCCGGGGAGCUCUGAGACUCAAUGAUACAGCUGGCAGCGACCAUGGGGCCUUCCAGUCAAGACUAAUUAUGCGCAAUCAAGGGAGCCUGAGGCUGAUUCUCAACAGCAAACUCUGGACUCAAAUGGAGAUUCAAAGAGCAAACCACCGAAAUUUACGAAUAACAGCUACUGAUUUAGAAGACUAUAGCAUCAAAGUGUUUUUAAUUCAGGCCAGUGCCAAAGACACAGAAUCUCUGUUUGCAGCCAUACAUCACCGGCUUGUUGCUCUUCGAAGCUUCGAGAAGCAGAAAGAUGUCAGUCAAGCUGAGAGCCAGGCAGAAGCAGCCCUCCCACAACUAAACUGCGACAGCUGUGAUGAGGAUGAGGAUGGUUUUACUCAAGGCACUAAAAAUAGAUCAGAUCCUUCUGGGUGGACCCACCGACAGUCAGUUGUCUGUUCAUGAGUGCCACCUACCAUAACAUGAUGACAUCUACACAAAGAUUGGUCAUCAAUGGAAAAUCGAAGCCAGUGGUCAGUAAACUCAUUAGUCAACAGAGCCAAAUAUUCACAGUACAAUGAUUGAAAUUUCUUUUGAGAGCCAAAUUUUUUAAACUUAAACUUCUUCUAAUGUCACUUCUUAAAAAUAGACUCACCUAGGCAGUGGUAUUUUGUUGAAGAGCCACACUCAAGGGGCCAGAGAGCCGCAUGUGGCUCUCGAGCCACAGUUUGCCAACCACUGUACUAAGCCAUCCUAACUAAAUGAGAAGAUCCUAUUCAUCCCUUGAAGAGUUUUAAUAGAGAAGUUCAUGAAAUAUAAUUCGUUGAAAUUCAAGUUUUUCUCUUGUAUAGUUUGAUAAUUCUGAGGUUUUACAUUUUGAUUAUUGUGGAAAAAAUGACAGAAUUUAAGAAAUACAUGGACUUUAGAAGUUCACAAUUUGUCAUUUUUUAAUAAGUUAACUUAGAAUAGAAUUUGAUAACUAAUUUGGACUAUUCAUCACAUUGAUGGAUAUAAUAGUUAAAAUGAUAAAUUGCUGGAUUUUAUAAAUAGCUAAGUAAAAUCUUUAUUUUUUUCAGUCAUGCAUUGUGUGGCCAUAAAACAAAUAUUUUAUAAUAUUUCCAGUCAUUUCUUUGAAAACCACUCUAACUGCAUAAGAUUUCAUUAAAACAUCUUUUUCUUCUGAGACACGUAUAUUUUCAUUUAGCCUUUGGGUUUCCUAAUACUGUAAGAUUAUGUACUCAUGUAUUCCUUUAAAGAGAGUAUUUGUUCUUAGACGCGUAUCCACUGUACCUUGUAUAUUCUUGACUGACAGUCAGCUUCCAAUAGUUGUUGAAGAAAUGUAUUAAAUACAUUACCUAUGUAUCAAAACAGUAGGUUUACAAAAACAAAUAAUUUAACUUGUCCUUUGCUUUAUUUAUAUAAUAAAUUGUCAUUAAUACUUGA
Molecule: messenger RNA, 2826 nt
Organism: Pipistrellus kuhlii (Kuhl's pipistrelle)
Lineage: Eukaryota; Metazoa; Chordata; Mammalia; Chiroptera; Vespertilionidae
Gene: RANBP3L
Product: RAN binding protein 3 like
Exons: 14
Coding region: 481-1848 (455 amino acids)
Biological process (GO): protein export from nucleus
Cellular component (GO): nuclear pore; cytoplasm
Molecular function (GO): GTPase activator activity
Source: RefSeq, a predicted model, not a curated record